CCACGAAAUUGCAGAGAAAGCAGUAAAAAUUGUAGUUAUCAAUUAAUAGUUUUAAAUUUAGUGAAAAGCGAAGAAUAUUGUUACAUUUUACACAAACAUGCUAAAUUUCUUGAAGCAAACUCGCAGAUUUGUCAAUUCGGCAGAGCCCGUUUGCAUUGUUUUGGGCAAUGAAUCGUGCGAUUUGGACUCCGCCGUGUGUGCCGUCACACUUGCCUACCAUUAUCAACAACAAAAUGCGACCACCAAUAGCCAAAUCAAGCGUAAAUUUCUGCCAGUGCUCAAUAUACCACGUCGCGAUUACGCGCUUAAAACAGAAGUGCAUUACGUUUUCCGCCAACAUGCAAUUGCUGUUGAGCAUUUAACUUUUCGCGAUGAUCUACAGCAGGACUUUUUAGCACGCAGUGAGUUUAUUUUAGUAGAUCAUCAUGUUAGUCCCUUCGCUACGCGUUGUCUGGAAGUUUUUGAUCAUCGCACAUUUGAUGAUGCAGCACACCUAACAAAUGAUUGCAAACUACAUAUAGAAUUAGUGGGUUCGUGUGCGACGUUAAUAGCCGAAGAGUUGCUUAAGUCUACUACUGUGACAACGCCUGCAGAUGCAGCUGCACAGGUGACACUUUACACGUUGCUGCGCAGCACAAUAGUGCUAGAUACGGUAAAUUUCAGUGAGGCAGCAAAUCGUGCGACACCUAAAGAUAUUGAGAUUUGUGGCAAACUUGAAGAAUUGCUGAUUAAGCUAUCAAAUGGCAAACCAUUAAUAGCGCGCACGAAAUUAUUCGACACGCUAGUGGCGGCACGCGCCGAUAUAAGCAGCUUAACAGCAAUGCAACUUUUACGCAAAGAUUUAAAAGUACUUACGAAUCGUGAUGGCAGUGUAAUUAUUGCCAUACCAGGUUUUCCGUUGUUAGUGCAAGAAUUUAUAAAGAAACCAGAUGCCGCGGCGGCGGUUAAAGCCUUCGCAGUAGAAACAAAUGCGGCAAUUGUAUUGCUAAUGGGUAUGUUAGUCGAAAAUGGUGCUGUGCGACGUGAUAUUGGUUUAGUAGACUUUAAAAACAUUGGAUUGUGUCAAACGAUACGUGAAAAGCUUUGGGCAACCACUGAACCAGCGCUUUGUUUACAGCAUUAUGAGCAUUGCGAUUUUCUCGACGGUUGCUUCUACAAAAUGGGUAACAUCAAAGCCACACGCAAACAUAUUUUACCGCUGGUGAAACAAAUACUCGACCAAAUGCAAAAUUAG
Molecule: messenger RNA, 1234 nt
Organism: Zeugodacus cucurbitae (melon fly)
Lineage: Eukaryota; Metazoa; Arthropoda; Insecta; Diptera; Tephritidae
Gene: pn
Product: exopolyphosphatase PRUNE1
Exons: 2
Coding region: 98-1234 (378 amino acids)
Cellular component (GO): cytoplasm
Molecular function (GO): exopolyphosphatase activity
Source: RefSeq, a predicted model, not a curated record